AUGGAGGCUUUAUUCGAGAAAUACAAAAAGAGAAAAGCAGCACAUCAGUUAACACCAUCUGAAACUCCUAAGAUUAGAAAUACAUCCAAUGAUGAAACUUCAGAACAUCCUCCCAAAGAAGUAAACUUAACAAAUCAGUCAGCACCUUCUCAAGCUCCUCUGACAAGUAAUGUAUCCGAAGAUGUUGGGCAAAUUAAAUCAAUCAAUGAGUUUAACAUAGAAGACCUUCCUGGAGACCCAAAACUUCGAACUCCAAUUUCAUAUUAUCAUCCUGAUGUUCGAGAUCGCGUGCGGCGACAUUAUUUAUUGCAAGGUCCUUGUCAACCGGAAAAUUAUAAGUUUCCUCAAACAAAAUUUAGCGGUACUAACCGAAAGUUUAACACUAAAUGGUUCGAGAAAUAUCGAAAUUGGUUGGAGUAUAAUAAAGAAAAGGAUGCUCUAUAUUGUUUGCAUUGUUAUCUUUUCAAACCAAAUAUUGAAGAUCAAGCAGGUGGUGAUGUAUUUGUUGGUACGGGGUUUAAAAAUUGGAAGAAAAUGGACAAUCUUCAAGACCAUGUGGGAGGGACUAAUAGUGCUCACAACAAUGCAAGAAGAGUAUGUCAAGUUUUAUUAGAUCAACGACAAUAUGUUGAUACUGUAUUGGUGAACCAGACACAACAAGAUCGGAUUAACUAUUGCACUCGUUUGAAUGCAUCAGUUGACUGUGCUCGUUUUCUUCUACGACAAGGGUUGCCAUUUUGCGGUCACGAUGAAUCUGAUAAUUCAAACAACCAAGGGAAUUUUAAGGAACUUUUGAAGUGGCAUUCUGAUAAAAUUGAUGAUAUAAAAAAGGUUGUGUUGAAAAAUGCUCCAAGAAAUCAUCAAUUAACAUCACGAGAUAUUCAACAUGAUAUUGUCAAGGCUGCUGCAGUUGAAACUCUCAAUAUCAUAAUUAGAGACAUAGGUAAUGCAUUAUUCGCCAUUCUCGUUGAUGAGUCUCAUAAUGUAUCAGGAAAAGAGCAAAUGGCUAUUGUAUUGCGAUAUGUAAGCAAAGGACAAGUAAUUCAGCGUUUUGUUGGUGUGAAACAUGUCACUGAUACUACUUCAGCAUCACUUAAGGUAGCCAUUGAUCAAUUCUUUUCAGAGAACAACUUAAGCAUAUCUAGCCUUCGUGGUCAAGGUUACGAUGGAGCUAGUAAUAUGAGAGGAGAAUUUAAUGGUCUAAAAGCACUUAUUUUGAAGGAGAACCAAUUAUCAUUUUAUGUUCAUUGCUUUGCUCACCAACUGCAACUAGCUAUAGUGGCUGUUGCAAAAAAUCAUAUCUUAAUCUCUGAUCUCUUCAUAUUUGUUGGUACUCUAGUGAAUGUUGCUGGAAGCUCAUGCAAACGCCGUGAUUCUCUUUGA
Messenger RNA from Argentina anserina (silverweed cinquefoil), 1383 nucleotides. RefSeq lists its product as uncharacterized. The coding region runs from base 1 to 1383 and encodes 460 amino acids. The record is from RefSeq and is a predicted model, not a curated record. The transcript has a single exon. Lineage: Eukaryota; Viridiplantae; Streptophyta; Magnoliopsida; Rosales; Rosaceae.